Molecule: messenger RNA, 1928 nt
Organism: Macroventuria anomochaeta
Lineage: Eukaryota; Fungi; Ascomycota; Dothideomycetes; Pleosporales; Didymellaceae
Exons: 5
Coding region: 78-1667 (529 amino acids)
Biological process (GO): transmembrane transport
Cellular component (GO): membrane
Molecular function (GO): transmembrane transporter activity
Source: RefSeq, a predicted model, not a curated record
CCUGCAUGACCUGCAUCGUGACAGCUUCAAUCCUCACCUGUGUAUAUACCGGAAGCUAACUGUACAUAUCUUGCAACAUGGGCAUACCAUCGCAGCCGGCGUCUAACGCCAUCAUCUACCUGACUCUCGGCGCAUUCCUAGUCUUGGGAUGCUUUAUCGCAUGGCGGUUGCGACACCAGUCGAAGACUGAGUGGUUGUCUAGCAAUUGUACACAGAAGGGCGUACCGCUCGCUCUUAACUUCAUCGCCUCGGCACUCGGCUCUGGUAUUCUCUUUACCUACCCGCAAAUUGCAACCAUCGCUGGUGUCCAAGGUCUCCUGGUCUACGCCCUCUCGUCGGCUCUCCCACUUCUGAUCUUCGGCGCCCUUGGCCCCAUCAUUCGCCGCAAGUGCCCUGAGGGUUUCGUCCUGACUGAAUGGACACGCCAGCGCUAUGGGGCAGUCGCAGGUCUCUUCCUGAGUAUCUGCACGCUCAUCACUAUGUUCCUGUACAUGGUCGCUGAGCUGUCCGCGCUCCAGCAGAUCGUCAACCUGCUUACUGGCCUGAACGGCCUCCCCGUUGUGAUCGUCGAGUGUGCAGUAACCACGAUCUACACAUCUCUCGGCGGUUUUAAGGUCUCCUUCGUGACGGACAACAUUCAAGGUGUCAUGGUCGUCGGCCUCAUUAUCCUCGGCGUGAUCGCAGUCGGUGUGGAGACAGACAUCCAGCGCCCUCUCAUCGAGCAGUCUGGAUACCUGAACUCCUCUCUGCUCGGAUGGCAGUUGCUGUAUAUCCUCCCCGUUGCCGUUCUUACCAACGACUUUUUCCUCUCCGGAUUCUGGAUGCGCACCUUCGCCUCGCGCACAGACAAGGACCUCUGGAUCGGCGUCUCCCUCGCCUCACUCGGUGUUCUCAUCAUCCUGACCCUCGUUGGUGUUACAGGCCUUCUGGCUGCAUGGAGCGGCGCAUGGGAUAUGACGGAUGAGGAGACUGGGUCUCUCUCCCUGUUUCUUUUGCUCGCGCAGCUGCCCAACUGGGUUGUCGGCGUGGUGCUCGUCAUGACUAUCUCCUUGUCCACCGCGGCUUUUGACUCCUUCCAGUCUGCAAUGAUCUCAACAGGCUCGAACGACUUCUUCCGCAACAAGCUCAACAUCUGGAUCAUCCGCGCCUGCGUUGUCGCCAUCAUCUUCCCGGUCGUCGUUGUCGCUCUUCGUAGCCCGGACAUCCUCCAGAUCUUCUUGAUCAGUGACUUGGUCAGUGCCGCAGUGGUUCCCUGUUUGGUCAUCGGACUGAGCGAAAAGUUCUACUGGUACCGCGGCUUUGACUUCGUCAUCGGUGGCCUGGGCGGAAUCUUCACCAUCUUCCUCUUCGGCCUAGUCUACUACGACGGCGACACCAGACUGGCCGGCCGCCUUCUUCUGCUCGAGGGUGGGCUGUACGCUAACGACUGGAGUGCAUUUGGUGCCUUCGUCGCGGCUCCUUUCGGCGGUCUCCUCUGGGCCUUCGGUGCAUGCGCCCUCCGCAUUUCGGCGCUCUGGAUCUGGGCCAAGGUCAAGGGCCAUCGCUUUGAUGCAUUGGAUCGCCCUGUUCCCCGCCAGGUCACCCAUCCCGGUGCGUUUGAUGCUGACGAGAACGCUACUGUGCUCGAGCACAGCGUCCAGACUGGCAAGAGCGGAAAGUUCUUCUAGAUCAAUCUACUGUAUGCACGGAAGUUGGAGGGUUCAGCAGCACGAGGUGAGAGAAGGCAUAUUAGCAGAUGUAAUGAAGUUGUCGGAAGAGGUAUGAUGUGGAAGGAGCAAGUAAUCGCGGAUAGAAGUGCGGAUAGUUGAGGAUCACUAUUGUAUAUCAGACUGCAGAUGUAUCUUGCGCAUCGAACAUAUCAAUCACGUUCGCUCUCUACACAUGUAGCUUGAUUAGACUGGCUUCAAACUUGUGUGACCGCUUUGAUG